Molecule: messenger RNA, 1840 nt
Organism: Humulus lupulus (European hop)
Lineage: Eukaryota; Viridiplantae; Streptophyta; Magnoliopsida; Rosales; Cannabaceae
Product: peroxidase 65-like
Exons: 2
Coding region: 544-1521 (325 amino acids)
Biological process (GO): response to oxidative stress; hydrogen peroxide catabolic process
Molecular function (GO): heme binding; peroxidase activity
Source: RefSeq, a predicted model, not a curated record
UUAAUUACGGAACACCAAUUUUCGGUUAACAAUAGUUUUCAAAUUUACUUUCUUAUAGAUGGCUCUGUUUUCUUUAUGCUCAUUAACUACUCAAUUUUUAUUUAAAAAUAGAAUAAAAAUAAUCAAUAUCUUCAUUUACUAAUUCUAUCUACGUACCUUUCAUCUCUCUUAUUCUCAUGCCAAAAUAUGAGAUUUUGUUUAUAAAAAAUAAAAAUAAAAACUCUAACCCUACGUGAGAAUUCAUGCAAAAAAAAAAAACAGAACACUAACAAAAUAGCUUGAUUAUAAUAUUAGAAAAACUCUCCUAAAAUCUCUCCCUUCCACAAAAUUCACAACCUUAUUUCCCUUCCAACUCUCUUUACUCCAUUUUCUCUAACCAAUUAUUUCUUAAGUUUCUCUUUUCAUUUUCAACACAAUUACUUUUUUCCAAACAAUAUAAGGGCUACCUAGCUAGUUAGGUCUCCUUUGAGGAAAUUACUACGACCUAGCUAGGAGGCAGGUCUCAAACUCCCCCUAUUUCAUCUUCAAUUCCACUUCUCAGCCAUGGUGUUUCCUCCUCUUCUCCUCCUCGUCCUUCUCUCCUUUAGUCCUUUCGUCAUCGUCGAAUCAAAGCUCUCUCUUGACUAUUACAACAAAAAAUGUCCUGAUUUUGGGAAGAUCAUAAGGGAGACCGUCACAGCAAAACAGAUAUCAAAUCCCACCACCGCCGCAGGCACUCUCCGGCUCUUCUUCCAUGACUGCAUGGUGGAGGGUUGCGAUGCCUCUGUGUUAAUCUCUUCAAAUCAUGCCAAGGACACCGAACGUGACGCCGACCUUAACUUCUCCCUCCCCGGUGAUGCAUUUGAUGUUGUUGUUCGUGCCAAGACUGCUCUUGAGCUUUCUUGCCCUGGCAUUGUCUCUUGUUCAGACAUCCUCGCUCAGACCACCCGGGACCUCAUCAUCAUGGUUGGUGGCCCUUUUUAUAAGGUUCGACUUGGACGCAAGGAUGGCAUGGUGUCCAAAGCUUCUCUUGUAGAAGGAAGCAUUCCAAGGGUCAAUCACACCAUGGACCAGAUGAUCAAACUCUUUGAAAACAAAGGUUUUACUGUCCAAGAAAUGGUGGCGUUAACCGGCGCCCACACCAUCGGAUUCUCUCAUUGCAAAGAGUUCGCCGACCGGUUAUUCCAUUUCAACAAACCCAACACUACUGACCCAGAGAUCCACCCAUUGUUUGCCGCAGCAUUGAAGAUUACCUGUGCCAAUUACACAAAAGACCCAGGCAUGUCUGCCUUCAAUGAUGUUAUGACACCAGGGAAGUUUGACAACAUGUACUACAAGAACUUGAAGAAAGGUUUGGGACUUUUGUCUUCAGACAAUGCUAUGCUCAAGGAUCCAAGAACAAAACCGAUCAUUGAAUUAUACGCAACUGAUCAACAACGAUUCUUCGAUGCAUUUUCUCACGCCAUGGAGAAAUUGAGUGUCUAUGAAGUCAAGACUGGCCGAAAGGGAGAGGUUAGGAGAAAGUGUGAUGCUUUUAACUAAAUCUCAAAAGCAUUUAGAAAGAAAAAAAAAAAGAAUUAUUUUAGUGGUUUCUCAUGACCUUAUAUUCCUAUAAUGAGAAGAAAGAAAAUGAAUAGUUCUUAAUAUUAGAAAGAAUUAGAGGUCUGGUGUGAGUGAUUUUAUGCAUGAAUGGAUUUGAUAUGUUAAUUUUCUUUGCGGUUAUAUAAUAUAUAAAUUCGUGUAUAGAUAUGUGAUAUACUAUAAACAUUUUGUGAUUUGAGAUAUUAUUUGUGAAUUAUAAAGGAGCUUUUUAACUCCUUUUCUCCAUCUUCAAGAAUAAAGUAUCCUUUUGUUGAGAUUA